AGGCAAACAAUGACCAGAACUGCGCAGUGAUCAGAGCUGCGCGAUGGCCGCACAGUUGCUGCUGCGCCUUGGUGGGCGUCUGGAGUCAGUGAGCUUCACACAGAGUGUGUGUGGCCUUCUGGGCGCCAGGCAGGGACCCGGGCCGUGGCACACGCAUUGCAGCUUGGAGCGAGGACAGCUUGUCCUCUCUAGCAAUUCAUUCCUCGGCGCUUCGGAGAGGCUUCCAAUCCAGAGACCCCUUUUCUGCCCUUUUGCGGCUCUGGACCAGCAGCCUGAGGUCUCCAGGACAGAGCCGCUCACAAAUAGAGGUGUGGAUCUGGGUGUGGCAGUCAUUCUUCAGUCCAGUGAUCAGACUGUAUUGUUGACCCGAAGGACAUGCACUCUCCGCAUUUCCCCCAAUCUGUGGGUCCCUCCAGGUGGGCACAUGGAACUUGAUGAGGAGAUCCUGGAGUGUGGGCUUCGAGAGCUCUGGGAAGAGUGUGGACUACAGCUGCCCCAGAACCAGAUUUCUUGUGUCCUUCUGGGGUUAUGGGAGUCUGCCUACCCUCCUAGGCUGAGCUGGGGUUUCCCCAAAUACCAUCAUCUCAUUCUCUAUGUACUUGUGAUCUCCCAGGAGUCGCAGGAGCAACUCCAGGCCAGGAUCCAAGUAAAUCCAAAUGAAGUGAAUGCCUUUAUGUGGCUGGGACCAGAUGUCGCCGCGGCUGUGGCUGCCACAGAGGGUGGGGCAGAGACACCGGGACCUCUCUCCCAGGACCUACCACUCUCUGUCUGUGCAACCGAACUGAGGGGUGAUGGAGGAACCCAACCUCUGCUCCUGCCCAUGCCUACACUCAUGAGGACAACCCCAACCACAGCAGAGGGGGACAAAGAAAGGGUCAGCGCUGGAACCAAGUUUGCCCUCCAACUCUGGCUGCAACAUCUGGGCAGAUGAAGUAAAAGUGAAGUUCACAUGGACCCCAGACCAGCAAAGGAAGCCUGGCAACCUGAGACCUGAGUCCAAGCCCUGGGAUCUCCUUCAAGAUGGAAGGACAGGUCCUACUCCAUAAAGUUGCCCUCUGACCUCCACAUGCAAAAACCAUGGCACACAAGCCCACAUACACAAUAAUAAACAUUUUAAAUGUUCUUUUUUUUUUUUUUUUUUUUUUUUUUUUAGUGAAAAGGAUGGAACAUGGACCCUCGGCCCCACAAACCCUGGGUCUGGAAAGCGAGGUACAACAUCUCUUCCCCUCCAUGACGCUCACAGAACAUUCAUAACCUUUUAUUGUAGGCGAGAACUCUGCUACAGCUCUGGGAAUAAAAAGUAAAAUCACAUCA
Messenger RNA from Arvicanthis niloticus (Nile rat), 1314 nucleotides. It is a transcript of the gene Nudt17, whose product is annotated as nudix hydrolase 17. The record is from RefSeq and is a predicted model, not a curated record. Gene Ontology annotation, cellular component: cytosol; peroxisome. Gene Ontology annotation, biological process: NADP+ catabolic process; NAD+ catabolic process. NCBI's taxonomy places the organism in Eukaryota, Metazoa, Chordata, Mammalia, Rodentia, Muridae. Gene Ontology annotation, molecular function: NADH pyrophosphatase activity.